Messenger RNA from Cladocopium goreaui, 2621 nucleotides. The record is from the annotation of a GenBank genome assembly. Lineage: Eukaryota; Dinophyceae; Suessiales; Symbiodiniaceae.
GCGUUGGGUGAGUAGAGUCCAGCCUUUUGUCGUUUGACAGUUCUCAUUUGGGAUUCAGCCUUCCUUUGCGCAGCUUGGCCCAACCAGACUCUUCCAUGCUUGUGUGGGGCUCAGGGCGCUUUGAGUCGACUGCUUUGAUGUUUGAGGCAUGUCUCCUAGGAUCUUUCCUUUUUUCGCACGGUUCCGCUCACUUGGACUUGGCCAUGUCAAUGUUUGGCAUUGGUCGCCCUGACUCCUCCCCUUCGGUCCUGGAUGUUACAGAGCUGGGAUUUGCGCUUCCUCCUCACAGCCUGGCCUGUCUGGAGCUGUCAUCCUUCCUCUUUGGUUUCGGGUGUCUCGACUUCUUGGUGUCAGCCCUUGACUCUGCCAGCAUUGGAUUGUUGGUAUCUAUUCAAAGCCUCGGCUGUCUGGGCUCCUUGUUGCCACCCUUUCGCAUCGGCCGAACGGACUUCCUGACUUUGGUCUUGGACUUUCUUCAUUUGGGUCCAACGCCUUCCUGCCGAAGCAUGGCACGACCGGACCUGACCUUGUUGAUCUUUGCAACCGGACAAGGAACUGCAUUGUCUUCGUUGGAUUAUAACCAUCUUGAUUUAUUGCCAUUGGCCCAUAGCAUGGCAUAUGUUGGAUUGGUUCUGUUUCCCUUUGGCAUUGGCUGUUCUGACUUGCCGUUGUCGGUGUUUGACCUCCUGCAUCCUGGCUUUUCCAUGCUUUUGAGAAGCAGCGCAAGAACCGGCUUGCUCCUGCUGACUUUCGGAACGUGCCGAAUGGUCACCAAAUUCUUUGUCUUCGAUUGUGCCCACACAGGUUUCCCACUUUUCGUUCGCGCCUUCUCUAGCUCAGGGUUUCGACUUUCAACCUUUGGCCUGGGAAGGUUUGAUCUAUUGCUCUUGGUGUUUGACAGCGUUCAUUUGGGGCCAAGCCUUUCGUUGCACGGCUUGGCCUGUUUGGGAUCCACAUUUCCUACCUGGGGCCGCACGCAGCCAGGUUCCCCAGUGUCCAUCUUCGAUUUUGGCACCAUAGAACUGCUCAUGUCGCUUCGAAGCCUUGGUCGCAUGGGCUCCUUUUCGUUUAUCAUGCGCCUGGGACGCUUCGGCUUUUCUUUGUCGGUCUUCGACUUUUUGCAUUUGGGUUUGUUGAUGUUGGCCCACAAUUUCGCAUUGGUGGGCCCUGCCACGUCUACUUGCGGCUUAGUUUGGGCUGAUUUGCUGGUGCUGCCCCUGGAUCCCACACACAUUGGUUCAUCCGUGUUCGUAAGGCAGCUUGGACAAAUGGGCUCAUUGCUUCUUCUGUGUGGCUUGUCACGCUUUGGAUUUUCGUUGUCAUUGUUUGGCUACUCUGUACCAGAGUCCUCUGCUUCAUUGCAAAGCCCUGCGUGGUUGGAAUCAGCACCUUCUCCACUGGACUUUCACUCUGUAGAAUCUUCGAUGUUUAUGCAAAACCCUGCAUGCCUUGACCUUGCCAUGCCGGCAUUUGGACUGACAUGCUCUGGCUUCCCAUUUUCAGCCCUUGACUUUGCACACAUUGACUUCAUGGUGUCAAUCAGGUCGCCCGGACAAGCAGAAUCUGUGGUUCCAGUGUCCGGUAAGUUCUGUCUCGAUUUUACCUUGCCAGUGUUGGAUUUCUUCCGCCUUGACCUCUCAUUGCCAAUGCAAUCGUAUGCAAGAGUAGGACUGGCAUCUUUUGCGCUCGGAGUGGCUCGAGUUGCAUCCAGCCUAUCACUCUUUGACUGUACAGCCCUGGGAAGUAUGUUGUCCGCGCGCAGUGGAUAUCGCUUGGACUCAAGGCUUUCAGUUUGCUCAACCAUUCGAUUUGACUCUUCGCUCUUUGCUCUUGAUUUCGUGAACAUCGGCAGCACUCUGACAGCACAAAUCUCUGAUGGGGCAGGCGAUCCUACGAAGAUUGUGAUCAGCUCGACGACCAUGGAGAUGUACGCAGCUUCGUACAGAGGCAUCUCGGUCACAGCCGCUGGUGGAACCUUGCACGGUGCUUGGUCUUCGGAGGCCAGUAUUACCACCUCCGAUAGACGUCUCAAGCGCAACAUCCAGCCACUGUACGAAACCAUUGCAAGUCAAGCAAAAGAUCGCUGGGAAGGUUCAGGAGCAUCUGGACCCAAGCCGAGUGAAGGCGACCAGGUGAAGUGGCUGCUGCGUGAACUACGCCCUGUUUCCUUCCAGCUGAAGCGGGGAGCAGAAGCCAAGUGCGCCCAGCAGCCAGUGGUGCUUCACAGGUACCUGAAGUUCGGUUUCAUCGCACAGGAGCUCGAAACCGUCUUCCCAAAUUUGGUGCGCACAGUCGCAGGCGACACCAAAGCGAUCGCGAGCCAGGUCCCUGCGAGCUUGGAAUGUGGGGAUGGCAUGAGACCUCAUUGCAGUGCUCACCCUCGCAUUCCAGAACCUCCAGAAGGAGCUGCCACUGAUGAGCAUGACGAGUACAAGCAAAAGGUCAUGGAACAGGAUCUCGAGUUGCAAGACCUGAAGAGAAGACUUGAUCGGCUCGAAGGUGCGAAACGUGCGAAGCCUGACUCGUCCCAGAUCAUCCCACAUCCAGUGUCUGUGUUCAGUGGGAUUACAACGGGGGCAUCCAUGGGCAUCCCAUAUCCGCCAUAUCCUACUAAAAUAUAG